UGCAGUGAGAGCCAGUGUCUCAUAUUAUCUUCCUCCCGCUCAUCAUUUUCUCACCGAUCAUCAUCUCUGUUCAUCUCAUACUCAUACACUCGCUCACGUUUACAUACGUAAAAUAAAAACAAUAAAAGUGAUAAAAAAAAAAAUAAAAAAUACCAGGGUAGGACUCGUCCGACUCGUCAAUGUACAUCAGUGACUGUCGGGCUUUUUUUUUAAUGGUGCAAGUUAAAUAAUUAUUAAUUGUCCUUUGACAAUUAAAACAUUUUAAUUACCAUGGAACAAAGCUAACACUAGAAAAAUGCAGUAAAAAGAAUAAAUGUCAUCCAGUUGACAAAAUUUGCCUUAAAAUAUUAAAAAAAAAAAUUAAUUCGAGUAAAAGUAAAAGCUUUCUCUCAAUACUUUUUAUCAAAGCCGCUUACUAAAUUAAUUUUUUUUUUUUUUAAAUAAUUAAAGUGGAUUUAAAAUACUUGAAUUUUAAAUUGCUAUGGCGAUUAUUGAAGAAUUUAAUUAUUUAUGUCGUCUGUGUGCUGCCAAGACAGGAAUAAUGAUGAUGGGACUGCCGAUAUUUGAACCUGGUGAGAGAUUGCAAAAUAUUGAAGAAAAAAUCGCCGCUUGUUUGCCAGUACGAGUGUCAAGGUGCGAUGAUCUCCCGAAAAUAAUUUGCGAGCCAUGUGCCUAUAAAUUAAACGAACUGUUUGAUUUUCGUGAAAAAUGUCUGCAUACUGAAGGAUUAUUCUUGGAUAUGCUGAAGGAAAUAAAGACCGAGUCGAUUAAUAUCGUGGAUAAUACGCUGGCAGGUGUCGAUGAGAUGUCAAGUGUCAUACAAACAGACAUCGACGCUCUGCACAAUCAUAGUCACAGUCAUAACCACAAUCAUAACCACAAUCAUAACCAUAACCAUCUCCAGCAGCAUGGUAUUGAUGAUAUAAGUAGGAUGCAGAACGGUAUUGAUGAUAUGCAGACACAAGACUGCACAGCAAGACGUCCUGAGGGUGCCAAUGAAACGAGGAGUAUGCACUCGAUGAGAGUUAUGGACGACAUGGAGCUCGCUGGAGGUGAGCAGGUUGUGAGCCAGGAAGAAAUUACCCCUCAGGAGUCCCUUGAGGUCACGGGAAUGGAGGGUCUUGAUGAACACAUGCAUGAAGUGUCCAAUCAUCCUAUAGCGAUACACUUAGACGGUGAGAUUACUGUGGUAGGUAAUUUGACGGUGGACAAUCAUCUGGGAAUAAAUUACGUGACAGCAAUAGUUCCGGAGCAGCAGAAUGGAGAGCAGAUUCUUCACUACUGCGAGAAUGUUGAGUACGAGGGAGUUGAUGUUAAACAAGAGUAUCGAAGACUGCAAGAUCACUUGACUGGUGAUGGUACGGCGACGCGUGAUAUUCAGGCGAGCACUUCAGUUCAGAGCUUUGCUGACGCUGUUGCUGCUGCCGUUGCCGUUGAGAAUGAGAAUAAGGUUGACAGUGCGCGGGGCUCGCAAAUCCCGGAAGCGGAAGUCCAUGCCAACACGAUGCCGUCCACGAGUCAGGAAUCAAAGUCGGUUGAGUUGGUAGAGUAUACUAAGGAAUCAAAAGACAGUUUAAUUGAAAAUGUCAUCAACAAUCCGACGCUUGACGCGACUGGUGCCAACUGGUACAUCUGUCCCUUUUGUAAUGAAGCCGCAAACGAACCGGCCACUCUACUAGACCACUACGACCAGCACUUUUGUUCCUGCUCAUGCGGGGCCUACUUUAUCAGCAUUGAGGAGUUUAACCAGCAUGAGCAACAGUGUCCUUUUUUAAAUGAUUCAAAGUCUUCGAUAGCUAACGGGGAAGAUGAGUUGUCAGCUGGUGAAUCUGUUCCAGCUACCGGCAAUAAUGUAGUAGAUCUUGCUGACAUUGAUGCCGGGGUCGGCAACGCUGACACCGAAGCCGAAGGAAAUGAAAAAUCGCAAUCUGGCGUACGACAAAAAUGGACUCCUAAGAUUUGUUCCCAGUGUGGGAAACAGUAUCGGACAAAUUACAAGCUCCAGGAACACAUGCGUAAGCACACAGGGGAAAAACCAUUUCAAUGUGAGCUCUGCGAAAAAGCGUUUCGCAGCAAAAUAGGUCUGGCCCAGCACACCGCGACCCACACAGGGCAGUUUGACUACAGCUGUUCGACCUGCGGCAAAGGGUUCCAGUGCAAGAGUUAUCUGGUCGUUCACCAGCGAGUCCAUUCAGAUUUAAAGCCCUAUCCCUGCGAGACCUGUGGCCAGAAUUUCAAGACCAAGCAGUCGCUGUUGGAUCAUCAGAACCGUCAUCUGGGUGUCAAACCCUACAUGUGUGAAAUUUGCGGGCGUAGUUUUAUAACGAAAGGUCUCUGCAAAAGUCAUCAGAGGAUACACUCGGGUACCGAUAAUCGUCAGUAUCCAUGCAAAGUAUGCAAUAAAAUGUUCGUAAGUAAAAGUUACUUGAACACGCAUCUUCGUAUCCACACGGGAGAGAAACCUUAUCUCUGUGAAGUUUGCGGUAAAGGUUUUUUGACGCGCGUUGAUUUACGCAUACACUCAACAAUGCACACGGGAGAAAAAAGUUUCAAAUGUGAAAUGUGUAAUAAAGUAUUCGCCAGACGCGCGGCUCUCAGGUGCCACAGAAGAUCACACACGGGCGAGCGACCCUACAAAUGUGACGUCUGCGGGAAAACUUUCACCCAGUUUAGUCCAAUGGCUAUUCACAAGCGGUUACAUACCGGCGAACGGCCUUACCAGUGUGAUAUUUGUAAUAAAACUUUUAUUUCAAAGUCAACGAUGAUGUGCCACAGGAAGAAGCAUCGCGUACCAAACGACAAUGACUCUACCGCGGAAAAAGAUAUUGCCAGUGGUAACGAUGACUCGGCAAAUGACAUCGUCAUUAAUGUAGUCAUUGAGACUCCUGACGGCAUUGAAAUUCAUGCAGACUGAUUUUUUACAUACCCUUUGUCAUGUUGAUUUAAUUAUUACUAUUCAUUUAUUAUUUUUACUGUAUAUUCUGCGGCGAGAAGUAAAACGCGAUUCCAGACCUGGAUGCCGUCACAUCGAGUCUGCUCGCGAUUUAAAUGUCGCCCGAUAUAUUUACCAUAAUUACCUGCAUUGGAACUGGGAUUUUAGUUUAAAUGUCUGGAGUCAGUGGCGACGAGCCAGAGCUGGAAGUUAUUUAGCGGUCGCGGACUAAAAUUUUUUUUUACUGGGGAAUUUUAACCCACUAAAUGUUUGUGCUUUUAAAUUAGCUGGCUCCAGGCAUUGAAAUUUUUAUUUCCAAUGCAGAUAAUGAGAAAAAUAACGAAAAGUUUCAAGUUAUUUAAGACUUUAAAAAAUUUAGGUGACUUAGAUUUUAAAAUGGUUGACUACACUGUAAAAAAUCGGGAGUGAUCACGGAUUUUUAUUAGAUCCGACAUCACUCCGUCACUCGGAGUUGCGGAGUUUAAAAAAAAAUCACUCCGUACACGGAGUAAAUAGGAAGUUUAUUUUUUCAGCGGAGUAAUUUCGGAGUGAUCUGGAUUUUAUUUAAAUCCACAUUCACUCCGAUUCCGAGUUUUAAUAUUAAAGUAAACUUCCCUUUGCAGUGAAUUUUACUCCAAUCCCUGGCGGAAAUUUUUCGGACUUUUCUCUGAAAAACUCUGAAAAAGUUCCGGAAAAUUUCCACCAGGGAUGGGAUUAAAUAAAUACGCAGUCAUUGACUCCGGAUUUAAUCCGCGUUCACUCCACAAAUUUUUUACAGUAUUAUCGAAAGAUCGAUAAUAAAAUUUAUUAAAAGUUCUGACUAGGGUAAAUAAUUAAUUUAAAAAUUGUAAAUCUAAUAUAUUUUACAAAAUUACGUCCAAUAUUAAAUUUGAAUAUUUAUAGGAUUUAAAUAAAGAGUAAAAAAUUCAAAGUUAAAUUUCAGAUAAAUUUAAAAAAAAAAUAUUGACAAUUAUUUAUUGAAUCCGAUUUUUAAAAAUGUAUAUUAAUUAUUAAUUAAGAAAAUAAAUUUUUUCUAAGUUCUGUAAAUUAAAUUACGGGUAUUAAAUAUGAAAAUUAUUUAUAUGAAAAAUUUUACAUUUUUAUUGAUUGUAAAAAAAAUUAAUAAGAGCCACAGUAAUUUUUUUUUAAAGUCUUAAAUAUACAGACUUCAUAUAAUCAUAAUAACAGUAAACAAAAAAAAAUAAUUAAACAUUUGCAUUUAAUUGCUCACGUGUGAUUGUCUCGUUUGUUCAUCACGUGACUAAUCGAGUUCGAAUUUGCCAGAUUUUUUUUCAAUUAAAAAUAAAUACUGUUAUAAUUAAACAAUAAUAUUAAAAAUUAAUCUCAUGAUAAUAUGUAAAAAAAUAUAUAUAUAUUCUAGGUGUAAAUAAGUAUUGAGUGAUAGUUGCUGAUAAAGAUUUAAUAAUUAAAUAAACAACACUUCGCGUAAGUUAUGUACUAUAAGAUUAUAAUUAAUUGAGUGAUUGAUUUUUUUACGUAUUUUGACAGCGCGGGUCUGCAGAGGAUCGAUAAAUUAUUUUUUUAUAUAAAAAAAAUAGCUGGUUAGAAUGAAUAUUUAUCUAGAUCUCUAGAUAUGAUCUUGUAUUGGGUAUAUUUUAAAUUAAAUAUAUUUUGUUUCAGUGUAAUCUUGUAGUACACGCGAACUAUAUAUUAUUAUUACUAUUAUUAGUUAUUAUAUUUAUUCAAUAUGUAAAUCAAGUUAAUUUUUAAUUUCUUGUAUCAAUAAAACGAAUUUCUUAAUAAAAUUAAUUUUUAAUUAUCUAUAUUUUUUAAUAUUAUCAGGGAAUUAGUACUCAAUCAUACGAGUGCGAAUGUAGAAGACGUCAGACAAAUUUUAAAUUAUUAAUAGAGUAAAUAAUUGUUGAAAUAAAAUUUUUAAAAAAUGCGCAUUUAAAAAAUUUUAAAAUUAAUAAGUACAUUUUUUAUAAAUAUUUUUUUUUUAUUUACUAUUUAUUUAUAAUUUUAUAUUCGUCUGGUGUCUGUUACAUUCACACUCAUCUCAAUCAUUCCACGUAUUUGUAUAUUUAUAUUUAGUAAAAAUAUAUGUAUAGUAGGGUGUAUAAAAAAAAUCGACUA
Messenger RNA from Microplitis mediator, 5029 nucleotides. RefSeq names its product zinc finger protein 227-like. Gene Ontology annotation, biological process: regulation of transcription by RNA polymerase II. The record is from RefSeq and is a predicted model, not a curated record. Gene Ontology annotation, cellular component: nucleus. Gene Ontology annotation, molecular function: DNA-binding transcription activator activity, RNA polymerase II-specific; RNA polymerase II cis-regulatory region sequence-specific DNA binding; zinc ion binding. Bases 482 to 2914 code for a protein of 810 amino acids. NCBI's taxonomy places the organism in Eukaryota, Metazoa, Arthropoda, Insecta, Hymenoptera, Braconidae. The transcript is spliced from 3 exons.